AUGUCCUAUCUCGAAGCAGUAGAACCGCACAAGACCGCAAGUAGGACUCGCACUUCAAGCUCUAGCCCACCAAACAAAAUCCAGGAACAGAAGAAGUUGCUGGUGUCGGAUUUAGAUCAAACCCUUGUACACAUCACAAUCAGUACUGGAUCACUUAACAAGCCAUGUGAUUUUUCAUUUACUAUAGGGGAGCGCACUUGUUAUGUCUUACUGAGGCCGUAUGUUCGCAAGUUCUUGGAAAGGGUCUCUGAGUUGUUUGAUGUAGCCAUCUUCACUGCAAGUGGCAGAGGUUAUGCGGAUCCAACAAAUUUUUGCAUGCAGAAAGACAAUGGCAUUCCAAUUGCAAGUUGGUAUUCUGAUCCACAAGAUAAAGAACUCUCUACAAUACUCCCUUUCUUAAAGAGGUUGGCUGUUGCAGAUGAUGUAAGGCUUAUCAUUGCCGAGAGAUCAAAUCAUUACAGAAGGAUUUUCUGGUUGAAGCAUUUAGCUACUCAAAAGCUGAAUCAACAGGAAGGAAACACAUAA
Molecule: messenger RNA, 525 nt
Organism: Papaver somniferum (opium poppy)
Lineage: Eukaryota; Viridiplantae; Streptophyta; Magnoliopsida; Ranunculales; Papaveraceae
Product: nuclear envelope morphology protein 1-like
Exons: 1
Coding region: 1-525 (174 amino acids)
Molecular function (GO): phosphoprotein phosphatase activity
Source: RefSeq, a predicted model, not a curated record